Sesamum indicum (sesame) is the source of this 1527-nucleotide messenger RNA. Its product is annotated as bifunctional nuclease 2. The record is from RefSeq and is a predicted model, not a curated record. Gene Ontology annotation, cellular component: VCB complex; nucleus. NCBI's taxonomy places the organism in Eukaryota, Viridiplantae, Streptophyta, Magnoliopsida, Lamiales, Pedaliaceae. Gene Ontology annotation, molecular function: nuclease activity. Gene Ontology annotation, biological process: protein ubiquitination.
GUCUUACACACUCACGCUAAUAAUUUAACACUACUCUCUCUCUCUCUCUCUGGAAGGAAGAAUCUCUUAUCUUCUUCUUCUCUCUCUCACACCAUUUCAUCUUUCCUUUAUCCAGUCUUCUAUUGUCGGCCGUUAACCAUCCAUCACUCUCUCUCUUCUUUCUCUAUUUUGUAAGAUCAAGAUCAGUAUUUUCUUGAUUGAUUCUGAUCCCAUAAGAUUUUCAGAAUUUCUGGGCGUGGAGAAUUCUUGAUUCUUCCUUUUCUGCGAGUUUGGAAUUAAGAUGGCUUCUUUGCAAGGCCCUGUUGUUUGUCCUGUAGUUCGUGCAAAACAAUCUGGAUUGGGUGUGCCUAUUAAUUCACCAUUACUGAAAGCUAAAUUAUUUAGAAGUGGAUUCUUGGGGCUAAAAGGGCUCAGCUGCGGCAGGGCUUAUGUGGGCCAAGGACGACAUUUGAAGAAACGGAACACGACUCGGUGUAGCUUUAGUUCGUCAUCAAAUGGUAAUGGUAGCACGGCCGAGAACUCCAAUGAGAAUGAUGCUGAUUAUGUGAAUUCAAGUGUGGUUGAAGCUGUUGAGGUAAGAAGUAGCCCAGAUGGUUUCAUGAUCAAGAUGAGAGACGGUCGGCAUUUGAGAUGUGUCCAUAAUAGCCCUCAAGGAGGUCAUCUCCCGGAUUAUUCCCCGCAUCAUGCAAUUGUAUUGAAGAUGGAAGAUGGGACUGGGCUGCUUCUCCCUAUAAUUGUUUUGGAGAUGCCGAGUGUGCUGCUCAUGGCAGCUGUACGCAAUGUCCAAAUUGCGAGGCCUACCAUGUAUCAAGUGGUGAAGGACAUGAUUGAGAAGAUGGGCUAUACAGUGAAACUCGUACGUGUCACUAAGAGGGUACACGAGGCAUACUUUGCUGAGUUACACCUUGCCAAGUUGGGUAAUGAAGCAGAAUGCAUCAGCUUUGAUCUGCGACCCUCGGAUGCCAUUAACAUUGCAGUGAGAUGUAAGGUGCCAAUACAAGUCAACAAGUUCUUGGCAUAUAGUGACGGCAUGAGGGUUGUCGAGUCCGCUAAGGCGUCGGUCCAGAGUUCCUCUUUGGAUGGCAUAUUGUUCACCGAACUCGAUAGACCUACUGGCCAUCCAUGCAUUGAGACAAAGGAGUUCAAUUUAUUACGCAACAUGCUAAUUGCUGCUGUUGAGGAACGUUACAGGGAUGCAGCGUUGUGGAGGGACAAGCUCACUCAACUCCGGUCCAAGAAGAACUGGACAUAACACUGUUUGAAGUGACAUUCUCUCAUUCUGGUGGAACCGUAAGAUUGCCCUCUCUGCGUGGGGUUCCAGGUGGUAUAGAGGAAUGACUUGUGUACAUAGGGUCGUUGGUGGGGCAUUUUUAGUAAUUAGUUUCUACUUCUCCCCACCCGUUAUGAUAAAAGCUUGUGCAUAUGUGUAUAGGGAUAAAACUAUAGAAUGUAAUGCUGAAUUAUACGUCGCAACUUUUGAAUUUACUCUGAUCGUUGGAACCUGGAAAGAGCCCUUGUUUCCAUCAA